Messenger RNA from Mycena citricolor, 525 nucleotides. NCBI's taxonomy places the organism in Eukaryota, Fungi, Basidiomycota, Agaricomycetes, Agaricales, Mycenaceae. The record is from the annotation of a GenBank genome assembly.
AUGGAUGAAACCAAAAUCCUCUUCAUCCUCUCCUACCUCCGCAACGAGGCUGGCACAAGCUGCGCUGCCUCGAGAUGGGUGAUGAACUGGAAGCAGUGCAACUUGGAGAGCCUUAAUGGAGUAAAGGCUGGGGUCACCUCGGCGACCUUCUUGGAGGAGCUUCAGAGGGCUUUUGGGGACUCCAACAUGGAGCAAGUCACCGCUGCUCAACUCAUGGCCUUGCGUCAGAACAAACAAUCCUUCACAGAUUAUAUCUCUGACUUCGAGAUGUUGGCUGCGGAUGCAGGGUAUAAUGUGGUCACCACCACCAACAACAAGGGCGAGUACAAGAAGGGGGAUCAAGACAACAUCCUCAUGGAGUUCCUUGAACACGGACUCAGUAGCAAGAUCACCAGUCACCUCUACAACACUGGUGUCCCUCUGCCCAAGGUGUAUGGUGCCUUCAAGGACUGGUGUGUCAACAUAAAGGUGAACGCUCUGUGUGAUCAGCUGCGCAAAGCAUCGUAUGGGCACUCCACACCAUGA